Messenger RNA from Enterobius vermicularis (human pinworm), 2148 nucleotides. Lineage: Eukaryota; Metazoa; Nematoda; Chromadorea; Rhabditida; Oxyuridae. The record is from the annotation of a GenBank genome assembly.
UUGCGUAUUUGUUCAGCACAUUUUGAGGGUGGUGAGAAACGAGAAGGCGAUAUACCAGUAGCAGAUCCACAGGUUGAUCCACCGAUAUCAAUAGUGCUUCCACCAAAGGAACUAAGAACAGUUGAACGUCGUAAAAGUGGUGCGCCAGACUCGUUGCGAGGAAGGCAUACAAGGAAAUCUGCUAGGGCAGGUCCAUCGUCGUUCAGGAGUUUCGUGAAAACUUUGCAAGGAGACGACGUCUCAUUAAACGAUUCAAACCCUCCGUGCAGCUCAAAACAUUCAGUAACAACAACAACAUUAUUAUCAUCAAAAACUAUUACCGCAACUUCGCUUUAUCCUUCUCUUCCUCUUUCUUCCUCAUCUUCGCCACUUCCUUCUCGUCCGGCUGCAUCCGUUGCUGUUGUACAGUCUUCUCCACUACAAUCGAAAUUAAUAAAUUUAAAAUAUUUAUUUCUUGGAAAAAUUUGUAUCUUUAAAGAGCUUCGGAUUAUAGUGAGUGGUCGCAUGUCAAACGGUGCGACGGCAAAGCCAUUAGUGGCUUUGUUAGAUGGACGUGAUUGUUCAGUUGAGAUGCCUGUCUUGAAGGAUAUUGCAACGGUAGCGUUCUGUGAUGCCCAGUCUACUCAUGAAAUACAUGAAAAGGUUUUGAAUGAGGCGUUUGCUGCACUGAUGUGGCACUCUAUCACUUUGGAGAGGGAAGAUCUGGAAAAGUUUAAAGCCUUACGUGUUGUGGUUCGUAUCGGUACCGGUGUUGACAAUAUUGAUGUUAAGGCAGCUACGGAGCUUGGCAUUGCCGUGUGCAACACUCCUGGUGACUGCGUUGAAGAAGUUGCUGAUACCACAAUGUCAUUAAUUUUGAACUUAUAUAGGAGAACAUACUGGCUUGCAAAAGCUGUUACUGACGGCAAGAAGGUUAGAAUUAUUGCCUUUUAUCAAGGAAUUGCGAUCGUUGUGAUUUUGGUGACAGGAGUUGAACAAGUUCGUGAGUUAGCCAAUGGCAGCGCAAGGAUACGCGAUGACACUUUAGGGAUCAUUGGUUUAGGAAGAAUUGGUACUGCUGUAGCCAUGCGAGCGAAGGCAUUUGGUUUCAAAAUUUGCUUUUUUGACCCACAUUUACCUGAUGGCGUAGAAAAAGCUCUUGGCAUCGAACGAUGCUUUAAUUUGGAUGAUAUUUUGUAUAAAUCGGAUUGUUUGACUCUGCAUUGUCCGUUAACUGAAGAAACUCGGCACAUGUUGAACGAUAUAACAAUCAAACAGAUGCGGAAAGGAGCAUUCAUUGUAAAUACAGCUCGAGGAGGUUUAAUACAAGAGAGCGCCCUCAGCGAAGCUUUGAAGUCUGGACGUAUUAGGGCAGCGGCACUAGACGUCCAUGAACACGAACCAUUUGAUUUUACUGCACUUGGCCCUUUAGCAUCCGCUCCGAAUAUUAUCCACACUCCUCACGCAGGAUGGUUCUCCGAUAUAUCUUGCAAAGAAUUAAGGCUGUCAGCUGCACGUGAAGUUAGGAGGGCCAUUCUUGGGCGAAACAUACCUCAAGACCUCAGUAACUGUGUGAAUAAAGAUGCUUUAUUGAACUCUCAUUUGCGAAGGCCGGAGCCAUCAGGAACACCUAAUGUUUCAACGUUCAAUCCUUUGUCCGCAAUGCCGUCUUUUGGUCCCUCCAUUGCCGACGGCUUCAACGGUUUACCUGUGGGGAGUAGUCUUUCCGGUUUCCCUUAUUCGACACCUUUACUUGCAAUGGGUAACUCUUUAUUAAGUCCUCUCAUGAUGAAUGCCAAUUCGGCUUUAGCAUCUUUCGCCAGUGCUGCGGCAAAUACUCACCACACGCCAGGUCUUCCAUCUCUUACAACUCCUUCGUCAGCUUCGCCAGCACCACGCCAAUCCCCCGCCGUUCAAGUAUCGCAUUCGCCCAAGCCGGGUUGUAAUUCUCGAUCUACCGUUUCGCCAUCGGUGCGUUCAACUGUCUCCCCAGAACAGGUGGAAGUUAAGGAAGAAUCGGGGGAGGGGUCGCAGCACUCCUUGCAGCAGCAAGCGGUCAAUUCAAAUUCAACAUCCUCUUGUAAAGCAAAUACUCUUUUAAAGGCUCCCAACACAGACGCUUUGACAGCAGCGCUCUCAAAAGAAGCGUCAGCGGCACCAAGCGAAUGA